Messenger RNA from Synchiropus splendidus (mandarinfish), 880 nucleotides. Its product is annotated as mth938 domain-containing protein-like. The coding region runs from base 175 to 543 and encodes 122 amino acids. Gene Ontology annotation, cellular component: cytoplasm. Lineage: Eukaryota; Metazoa; Chordata; Actinopteri; Syngnathiformes; Callionymidae. The transcript is spliced from 3 exons. Gene Ontology annotation, biological process: positive regulation of fat cell differentiation. The record is from RefSeq and is a predicted model, not a curated record.
CAUCGGGCAGACGGACCAGAUCAGGCAGUGAAAACCAACAAACUUCACCGCGGCCGAUUACCGUCGUUAAGUUUUUCCUAUUUAAAACUGACCACCUGACAUCACUUGGAAGUCAAACUGUCAUUUUUAUAGUCCGCACCACCGUCUAAGAGACUUGUCCCGAGUGACAGCUCCAUGUCUUCACCAGAGAUCGUGUCCCUGUCCUGGGGCGAGAUGAAGGUCCAGGGAAGCUCCUGCUCUUACAAAGACUGCAAAGUCUGGCCGGGAGGCAGCCGGGCCUGGGACUGGAGGGAGACCGGCACUCGGCAUGUUCCAGGAGUCCAGCCGGCCGAUCUGGACGAAGUCCUGAAGUCUGGUGUGGACACGCUGGUGAUAGGACGCGGCAUGAAUGAAGUUCUCCAGGUUCCGCCAGCCACCGUGAACUUUGUGACCCAGAAGGGGGUGGACGUCCGAGUCCUACAGACGGAGAAGGCAGUGGCGGAGUAUAAUUGCCUGGUGACCCAGGGCGCUAAAGUGGGCGGAGUCUUCCACUCCACCUGCUGAGACAUCUGGACCGCUGAAGAUGAUCCUCGGCCCGGUUCAGACGCGAUGAAUAAACUGCGACUGGAAUUAUGUGACUCAAUCGCCAGAAGAACCUUGGAAGAGUUCUCAUCCUGAUCUCCAUCUGCCGCAGUUUGACUCCUGAAUCCUGAUGGAGACACCGACACAGUGAAGCUGUCUAUCACAGAACGAUAGCUGCCCUCGAACUGCCUUUAUUUAGCAGCGGCGGUUUGAGUCGUGUAGUGCGGUGUUGGUUUUCAGGACAGAAAUAGACUGGCUGCACACAGGAAGGGACGCUGACAUGUAAGUGUUGCUCAUGUUGUUGUCCACAAAUAAACCA